Molecule: messenger RNA, 2911 nt
Organism: Canis lupus familiaris (dog)
Lineage: Eukaryota; Metazoa; Chordata; Mammalia; Carnivora; Canidae
Product: nuclear pore-associated protein 1-like
Source: RefSeq, a predicted model, not a curated record
AUGCAGGUGCUCUAUGGCCUCAACAGCUGGAAGGUGGGCCCCGCCCCCUCCCUCCCCUCCCCCCGCUGGUGGGCGGGGCUGCACGGCCCGCGUGGGCGGCUUUGUGACGCGCUCAGAGGCUUGGUGUGCUGGUCCUGGAGAGGAGUCAGAGCCGUGGAGACCCUCUCCAAGGCCUUAUGCCCCAACCUCCCACCCUGGCGCCCAGCUAGCCCUAAAUGGGCCGUUUAUUUUCUAAGUUUCUUCGCCCCCCCCGCCGGCCCCUGCCCCGCCGGAGUUGCCCGCUGGCCACGCCCGCCCGUGACACCGCCCGUCCUGGCCGGACCACCCUGCGGCUCCUGCACCCGCCCCCUGCUCUGGGCGCAGGCCAUCCCAGCGGGGGCGGAGGGGGAGCCUGUACCGGCUCGCUGCCACGGGGAGCCCAGGAGGCGGCUCCCGCUCCCUCAGGCCGCGGGCCCCCCUCUGGGCCUCCUCCCCGCGGGGAGCUGGGGGAGCCCUCCGGGGGGCGUGAGCUGUCUGCGCAGUUGCCCGCUGGUCCGGCCCUCGAGGACUGUGAGGAUCCCUCCCCCGGGGCGCGAGGUCACGCUCCUGCAUUCACUACCUGCACAGGGAGCCGGGGCCGCGGGUCAGGUACCGACCCGUCCCCUCCCCCUUUCGAGCCCAGGGCACGGAGGAGGAGGUCCCGGAGCACCCCGGAGGACAGACGCAGGCUCUCGGAGAGACCAAAGGGCCGGGUGGUGGCAGUGGCCGCCCCCACAGCCGCGGGGCACGCAGUGGACAUCCGAGCCCCGGACACCUGCGGCGCUCUCAGCCUCCACCAAGCCAGCCCUGCAGCCCUGGACCGACGUCUCGCCCCCUCCGGAGAGGGCUCGUGGGCCAGCACCCAGAUGUCUCCCAUGUCGUCCUCUGCAGGCCGCGUGGCCACCUCUUCAGGCGGUCCCGUGGGAGAGGUCCUCGGGACCCCGACAGGGACGCGCGGUGCCCUCGCGCCACGCCCAGGCUGCCCCGGGCCGCAGGGGCCCUCCGCAGAGGGGGCGGCGGCUGAAAACCAUCCGCCCGGGAGCGUGCGGGCCGCGGGGAGGAGGGACACACAGGCUGGGGGCCCCGGGCGUCUCGCCACGGAGCCCUCUCCCGCCGGCGUCGGCCAGCAGCGGGCCACACAGAAGGAAACUAGGCCUGCCCCGCCUGCCAGUGCCGCCGCCUCUACCACUGCUGUGGGAUCGGGGGGACUGGCCCCCACCGAAGCUUCCUCGCCUUGCUCCUGACAAGAACCCGGGCACCUCGCAGGACGCCGAGCGUCCGAGGGACAAGAUCCCGAAGGACAGAACAGACACCUCGGCCGACUGCUGGGCCGCCCCGCCUGCCCCUUCCUCGCCCCCACUUGCCUCGGAGGCUGCAGGCUCCCCGCCGCGGCCGCUCCCGCUGCCCAGGCCCGUUCCUCGCACCGCCUUGGCUGACCCCUCUGCCGGGCCCCCGACCCUCUCUGUGCCUCCGCCUUCCCCAACACAACAUGGUGGUCGGGAAACAGGACGUGUCGUUCCUGAAUCUCCUCCUCUUGCUGCUCCUGCUGAUUCUCUUCCUCCCCCUAGUUCCUGUCCCUUUGGGAAACCCCACUUCAGGGAGGCCCUCUUCCCCCAGGCCGCGCUGCAGCACCCACCCCCGACCGCCCCACACCUUACCCCCACCCCCUGCACAAAAGAAUCCCCAACCCCUGGGUGUGUGGAUUCUCCCCCGCUUUUCCUAACAACCCCGCGUCCAGGCGGCUCCACGGACAGCUCCGUCGUCGUCCAGCCCGGCACCUCUAAGCCGACUUCUUCUACCAUCGCAGCAAAGUCAUCCACUUUGACCUCCAAGCCUAUUUCAGAUCCUGCUGUCGUGGACAUGGACACGACGCCUCCCUCGCGGGCUGUCACCUCCACGCCCCCACGCUCCGGGAUGAGCUGUCCUCCGUUUGCCCGGGGCCGUUGCAGCAUGACGCAGCGAUGCCCUGCGAAAGUCGCAGCAUCCACCAAUCCACCGACGUCGAUGGCCCCGGCCACCCCACUUCUUCAUCAACUCUUCGGCCUCCACACCACCCCUCAGCCCACACACGGGACUCUUGCUGGGAGGCAGCCAACAGCUUCUCUUCCCGGUGCUGCUAUGGCCACUGGCUUGCCCAACCUCAGUUCUGGAGCCACCGGCACUCCAGUAGGCAGCGCCUCUGCAAACCCCGACGCUCACUGUGACCCCGAUGCCAUGGAUACCACAUCGCCCUCCCGGGCUGUCAUCUUUCAGGCCCCCCCUGGGUCGCGGAAGAACCAGUUGUCAUUUUACAGGGCACUUCCUGGUUCUGGCAACACACCACCUACGGGCAGCACUGCCUCGGCCCACGGCUCUACCACUUUACCUCAAAAGCCAGCCAGCACACAGACCCCGUUUCCAAGCGUUCUAACGCAGGAAUCGCCUCUCAGCCCACACUGGAGGUCACAGUGGGCAACAGCCUAACAAUUCCUACCUGUUGGGAAAAACAGUAGCCCCACCACAGGCUGUCGGCCUGACGACGCCUGUAGCUCACCCACCCGGAGGCAGCACGGUGCAGGCAGCUUUCGCGGGCUCUCCUUUUGGCCCCACAGUCAACAAGCAGACGGCCUUUGGUAACCAGCCAGGUAUUCUCCACACGCCUCAUUCUACCGCGACUGGCUUUGGAGGUCCCACUGGGAACACUAGCUCGUCACUCCCAGCUACUACUACGGACCCACAGACCGUGGUGGGGCCUGCGGUCCCCAGUGGCCCACGCCUCAUGGCGAACGCUACAGGCCCACAGACCUUUGUGGGGCCUGCGGUCCCCAGUGGCCCUCCACUCAUGGCAAACACUACAGGCCCACAGACCUUUGUGUGGUCUGCAGUCCCCAGUGGCCCACCCCUCAUGGCUAAC